AUGGAGGGGAGCGAGCAGGACGGAGCGAGGCGAGGGGCCAAGCGGGCCGAGGCGGAGGGAGAGGAAGGGGAAGCCGGGCGCGAUGGCGGAAGUGAAGAGCGGCGGCCGGCGAAGGGGCGUUUCAGGCCCGGCCUGGGCUUGCAGCUUGGUAUGGAGAGCCAAAGAACGUCCGUCCUCCAUAGGGUGGUCAGUUUUGCCCCUGAUCCUCUCCCUGCCAGGCAGUAUGACAGACAUACCACUGAGCCAAUCAGCUUCUACCUCUCGGGCUUGGAGGAGCUACUGUCUUGGAAAUCCACCACUGAUGAUGCUUUCAACGUAUCUAUUGAGCCCUUAGCUAAACGGCAGCCUCCGCUUGACAGCAACAGGCCCCGCACGCUGGUGUGCCAUGAUAUGAAGGGUGGUUACCUUGAAGACAGGUUCAUCCAGGGGUCAGAGGUCUGUGACCCUUUUGUAUUCUACCACUGGUGCUACAUUGACAUCUUUGUAUACUUCAGCCAUCACACAGUUACCAUUCCACCAGUGGUGUGGACCAAUGCUGCUCAUCGCAAUGGUGUCCUUAUGCUGGGGACAUUCAUCACAGAGUGGACGGAUGGUGCAAAGAUCUGUGAGUCGUUUCUGGCAGGCGAGGAGGAAGCCUACCGUACUGUGGCUGAGCAGCUGGCUGCAGUUACACAGUUCUAUGGUUUCGAUGGCUGGCUGGUCAACAUUGAGAACUCUUUGAGUGUGACGGCUGCACAGAAUAUGCCCCGCUUCUUGCGAUACCUGACGGACCAGGUGCAUCAAGCUGUUCCAGGAGGAAAGGUGCUGUGGUAUGACAGUGUCUUGAAGAGUGGAGAGCUCAGGUGGCAGAAUGAACUCAAUGAUAACAACCAGGUUUACUUUGAUGCUUGUGAUGGUUUCUUUACUAACUACAACUGGAAGGACGAGCAACUGCUGCAGACGAGAGAGAUGGCAGGCGAGCGUCAGUGUGACAUCUACGUGGGGGUGGAUGUGUUCGGCCGUGGUGAUGUUGUGAGUGGCGGCUUUGAUUCCAACAAGUCUCUGCGCCUGAUUCGUCAUCAUGGCCUUUCUGUGGCCAUCUUUGCACCUGGCUGGGUGUAUGAGCACUUGGGCCCGACGGACUUCCUGCACAACGAGAACAAAUUCUGGGGCCUGCUAUCUGAAUGGCUGCCCACUCAUGGUGUUGGCUCCCUUCCCUUUGGCACUAGCUUCAGUCUAGGCAUGGGUAAGAAGCACUUCAACAAGGGUCAGGAAAAUGGGACCAAGCCCUGGUACAACUUGAGUGCUCAGGAGGCCCAGCCCCUGUACACCAGCCACCGCCUGCCUACCGGGGGCUGGCUGAGGACCCGCUGCUGCUUGCAGGAUGCCUGGUGUGGGGGUAGUUCCCUUCUGCUGGAGGGGGCAAUCCCACCCAGUGCCAAUCACAUCACAGCAAGGCUGUUUUCCUUUCAGGUGCCGGCACCUCGUAAACUGUACCUUGUUUUAAUUUAUAAACACGAAGGCCCAUCUCGAGCAGUGACAAUUGUACCGGAAUUGACAACACAGGAGUCACACACUUGUUAUACCCUUGAUGUGUUCGCUCGGCCUGAUGCAACUCGGCAUAAGCCCUCACUUCUUCUGGCGCCUCCUUUCCAGCUGGCCCAGUUACUGAGAGGGUGUGGACAACAUGGGGAUCGUGGUUGGCAGGGUCGAUGCUAUGAGCUGGAGCUCCAGAACUGUGUCUUGAGUGAACUUUCGAUUGCUGUCUCCCGUCAGCACAGUGGCCAGGAUGAAGUGCCCUUCACCUACCGCCUGGGAGAGAUCUGGGUGACGGAUGCUGCCCACCUACGCUCAUCACUAUCCACUGCUGCCGCCAGCCCAACCUCACCCAUUGAAGUGGCCCACGUCCAGUGGCAUCGCCUUUCCUCGGAGGAGCUCUCUCUCAGCCUGACCUUGCAGUGGACCUAUCCUCCUAGCGAGGCCAAGUGCUUUCGUGUGCACUACCGGAGUGGGUCAUGUGAUCACGAUCCUGAACCUCCUCUGCUCCUGAUUGGGGAAGCUCACGCGCCCUUGUACCGUGUAACUGAUCUGAGGGUGCCUAAGGCUCAGUCUGAGGCUUCCUGCCGCUUGGAGUUCCUUGUGGAACCCGUGCCCCAUGCUGGGGUCCAGGUAGCGGCGGCCCUAUGGGGGAAAAUGUUCUUUGUAUACUCUGACCCAAAGCUACCCAGCACAGGCGGCAGUUCUGAUGGCUGGUAAGUCAGUGUAACUCUUUUUAAAUUUUUGAGACUGGGUGGGUCAGAUCCCAGAGCUGUGAUAUUAAGUGCACUCACACUAGUAUUCCUGUUCUCAGGCUUUAGAAAUGCAACUGUCUGGCACUGACGUCAGGUACCCCAAAGGUACCUUUCGAUCAUGUCAGUGUUCCGGUGCUAUAGUUAUCCUAUACCAGAAGUGAGAUUUUGGGGGAAAUAAACCCUG
This is a messenger RNA of Gekko japonicus, 2454 nucleotides long. RefSeq names its product endo-beta-N-acetylglucosaminidase (gene ENGASE). The coding region runs from base 1 to 2235 and encodes 744 amino acids. The transcript is spliced from 14 exons. NCBI's taxonomy places the organism in Eukaryota, Metazoa, Chordata, Lepidosauria, Squamata, Gekkonidae. The record is from RefSeq and is a predicted model, not a curated record. Gene Ontology annotation, biological process: protein deglycosylation. Gene Ontology annotation, cellular component: cytoplasm. Gene Ontology annotation, molecular function: mannosyl-glycoprotein endo-beta-N-acetylglucosaminidase activity.